GGCCGCUCGUUGCACUUCAAGCUGGGCGGCGGGCGCGCGGGCAGCAUGGCGCUGCGCCACGUGCAGGUGGACGAGGACCUGGCUGAUGAGCAGGUGCUCGCCAAGUCCUACCCCGUCGGCAGCCUCCACCGAGUCCGCGUGUUAGCCUACAGCCUGUCGGACUACACGUAUUUAGUCACCGACCAGCCGGCUCUUCUGGCUGAGAAAUACUUCACGCUGGACCAGUUGGACGUUGGAGACUUUGUCGACGGCACAAUCAAGACCAUUGCUGACAAUCAUAUGCUGGUGGACGUUGGGAGGCUAACGGGUUACAUACCACAAACGCAUUACUCCGACGCUGGUCUUUUCAUCGACCCAAAGAAGGCCAGCACGUCGAAACUUCCCAAGAAGUUCAAGGUCGGCCAGCACAUAAGGGCCCGGGUGCUCACCGUCGACCGCCCCAAGAAAGGCCUGCUGCUGACCGUGAAGCCUUCGCUGCUGGAUGAGGAGCUGGUGGUACUGAAGAGCUACGAGGAAGCGGAGGUCGGGAAGGCGUACACUGGCUUUAUUAGGCUGGUCCGCGAGUACCUGCUGGUGUCGUUCUUCGACAACGUGACGGCGCUGGUGCCGCGCGCGCACGUCUCGCGGGAACCGCUGGAAACGCUCGCGCACGCCUUCCACCUCGGACAAAUUGUGACAUGCACAAUUUUGAAGGUGGACGCCGAAAACAAAAAAAUGACUGGUAGCUUUACUGUAGUCCCAUUUACACCUCGUCCUAAAAAUGAAAAAGCAGAAAAACGCAAGCAAAAGUCUGGUGAUGAAGUGCCUAAUAAGAAAGCAAAAUGUAACGAUGAAGAAACAGACGUAAAGGAUAAAAAGAAACAAAAGAAAAAACGGGCUGAUUCAGAAGCAGAUGACGACAAACAUGACAUGGUCGCUAAGACCAAGAAAAAGUCUAAAAAAAGCAAAGAGAAAAGUAAACCGGAACCUGCAGAAGACUCUGACAACAGCGAAGCAGAAGACAAACGCUCAAAAAAGAAGAACAAAAAGAAAGAACAAGAAUUAAAAUCAGAAGAGAGUGACGCGAUAGAAACAGAUUUUCACGAAGACAGCGAUCAAGUGUUGACGCCAGAAGACAAGCACCUGAUAGAUUUGUCCGACUGUGACGAUAUCAAAAAGUGCAAAAAGAGGAUCGUGUCUCUAACAAAGAACGUUAACGCCAGAAUGAAAAGAAUAGACAGGAUCGAUCAGAAAAUCGUCAAAAUAGAAACGAAAGGGCUCAGCGCAAAGAACAAAAGGUACCACACAGCGAUGCACACAGAAAAGUUAGUCGUUCAAGAGAGAAUAGCUAAAUUAUUAGAAGCUUUAAAGAAGGCGCAAGAGAAACUAAAAGAAUUAGGGUUCGACGAAGAAGAAAACCGCCAAAACAAAUUGGAUAAGAAAAAAAAGAAGGAAGCAGAAGUCAAAGAAGAAGACACGACCAUAGAACCACCUGUAAAAGAACAGAAAGAGACAAAAGAAGCAAAGAAAAGGAAGAAAGACAUCAAGAUAGUGGAGAGUCUAGAGCCAGCAUUAGAAGUGCCGAGUGCUAAAGAUUUCUGGUCGGCGGACACUGAGAACUUGACGAAGAAUGUUCAAGAGGAAUCCAGCAGCAGCGAGGAAGACGAAACAGAGCAGCCCAAAAAGAAGCGUAAGAAGCGCAGCGCAGCAGAGAAGCUGGCGAAGUUACGCGAAGAGGAAGAGCGUAUUCGAGCGUUAGAACAGAGAGCCGCCACCAGCGACCAGCAGCCGAGGUCUAGCGACCAAUUCGAGCGAGCGUUGUUGGCCAGCCCUGACUGCAGCCAGCUGUGGAUCGCGUAUAUGGCCUUCCAUUUACAGGCGACAGAGAUUGAAAAGGCCCGCGCGGUGGGGCGGCGCGCGCUGGGAGCCAUCAGCUUCCGCGAGGAGCACGAGCGCCUCAACGUGUGGCUCGCGCUCGUCAACACAGAAGCGCGCUUCGGGACCAAGGAAUCCCUGCAAAACAUCCUUCAAGAAGCAGUUCAAAUGAACGACCCGUUCCAAGUGCACUCCAAGGUCCUGGACAUCUACGUGGAGACCAGCAAGCAGCAGGAGCUGUGCUCUCUCGUGGACCUGAUGCUGCGGAAGUAUAAGAGAGAUCCUGGGACGUACACGCUGUGUGGAGCGGCCUGCUUUAAGCUGGGGCUCGUGGAAAAAGCUAGACAGGUCAUGCAGAAAGCCAUUAGUGUGCUGGAGAAGAAGGAACACAUAUCAGUGCUAGUCCAGUUCGCGCUACUUGAACGUGAUUCAGGCGAGCGCGAGCGUGCGGAAGCGCUGUUCGAGCAAGUGCUAGCGGUGUACCCGCAGCGAGUCGAUGUGUGCUCGGUGUAUGUUGAUAUGCUGCUCAAGGCUGGCGACGUCGACCACGUCAGGCAAGUCAUGGAGCGUGUGACAUCGCAGAAGUUGCCAGCACGAAAAAUGAAAAUACUGUUCAAGAAGUGGAUUGAGGUGGAAGAAAAAAUAGGAGAUCAAGAAAAAGUGGAAGACAUUCGGCAACGGGCCAUGGAGUACAUAGAAAAAGCCAAGUUUUAGUUAUUUGUUAUUCAAUUUACUUAAUUAUUGUUCUCAUCUGUCUAGUUGAUUAUUGUAUCGUACUACCAAUUGGUAUUGUUAUAAAGAUACCCGUAAAAUUCCAUCCUAGCUGAAAAUUUAAGUAUCAAUAAUACGCAGAAAGAAUUUGUCAAAAUAUUUAAUAAACGUAAUGA
Molecule: messenger RNA, 2741 nt
Organism: Ostrinia furnacalis (Asian corn borer)
Lineage: Eukaryota; Metazoa; Arthropoda; Insecta; Lepidoptera; Crambidae
Gene: Rrp5
Product: Ribosomal RNA Processing 5
Exons: 11
Coding region: 46-2568 (840 amino acids)
Biological process (GO): rRNA processing
Cellular component (GO): small-subunit processome; nucleolus; nucleus
Molecular function (GO): protein binding; RNA binding
Source: RefSeq, a predicted model, not a curated record